AUGACUGAAGGCCACGAGCUGGUGAUCUCCACAGAUCCGGCGCAUCCUGCCAACCUCAUCCCCGAACUUUGCCGCGCUUUCUAUAACCUUGGCUGGGUUACCGGCACGGGAGGUGGUAUAUGCAUUCGACAGGGGGAUAAGGUGUUUAUCGCACCUUCAGGCGUGCAGAAAGAACGCAUCCUCCCCGAUCACAUAUUCGUGCUCCCCUACCCCCAGCCCCCACCCUCCCCGCACACAGACCGCAUCUUUCUGCGGCGCCCCACAGUCCCCUUGAAAGAGUCCGCGUGCACGCCGUUGUUCUGGAACGCCUUCACCCUCAGGGACGCGGGCAGCUGCAUCCACACGCACUCUCAGCACGCGGUCAUGGCCACGCUCCUCUUCGGGGACGCCACGAGCACCAAAACAGAGAAAAUCGGCGAGUUCCGCAUAUCGCAUCAGGAGAUGAUCAAGGGCGUGCGCCUGGGAGGCACAGGCAAGGCCCUGAGCUACCUGGACACGCUGGUGGUCCCCAUUAUCGACAACACGCCCAACGAGGAGGAUCUCAAAGAUAGCAUGGCGGAAGCUAUGGAAAAGUACCCGGAUGCCGCUGGUAUUCUGGUACGCAGGCAUGGCGUGUAUGUCUGGGGUCCGGACUGGGAGAAGGCGAAGACGCAGGCGGAGUGCCUUGACUAUCUCUUUGAGAUCGGCGUGAAGAUGAAGUUGGCCGGGCUGCCGACGGUGCUGCAAGCUUGACGGGGCAGUGUUGUGUCAUGGGUCAUUCAGAUUGGGAAGAGAACGUUGCCUACCGCCGCUCACCCCACGAACCUGCUGUUCGCCCUGAACCGCGAAGCUUACUUCAAGAUUACAUCCUCGGAGUCUUGUGCCAUGUGAGAAUUCAAGGAUGCAGUGGGGCAGCGAAGCUACCCAAUAUCCAACGGGGCAACGAUCUUGCCGGAAGCUGAAAAUCCUCGUGCUCACCACGUUGAGCCGUAGCGCAUGGGCUCAGAUUCAUUCCGUUCCUUCGGCGUCGAGAAUUGGCGGAUUUUGGCGAAGCGUUUUCUUCUCAGCAGAACGUCAUGUGCAUUGUAUGAUUAAUGGAUUCCAUUUAAUGCGAAACACG
Molecule: messenger RNA, 1099 nt
Organism: Punctularia strigosozonata HHB-11173 SS5
Lineage: Eukaryota; Fungi; Basidiomycota; Agaricomycetes; Corticiales; Punctulariaceae
Product: Methylthioribulose-1-phosphate dehydratase
Exons: 5
Coding region: 1-732 (243 amino acids)
Cellular component (GO): cytoplasm
Molecular function (GO): methylthioribulose 1-phosphate dehydratase activity; metal ion binding
Source: RefSeq, a predicted model, not a curated record